This is a messenger RNA of Eimeria maxima, 699 nucleotides long. Its product is annotated as pantothenate kinase, putative. The record is from RefSeq and is a predicted model, not a curated record. Lineage: Eukaryota; Apicomplexa; Conoidasida; Eucoccidiorida; Eimeriidae. The transcript has 2 exons. The coding region runs from base 1 to 699 and encodes 232 amino acids.
AUGGAGUCUAUUACUCAAGGCGUGAACUUCUACAUGCAGCAGUACGACCAACACACCCCACAAACCUGCCUUCGAGGACCCGCGUCACCGCUGCUUGCUGCCCCUCCAAAUUUCAACGUGAGCGCACAGCAGCGGAUCCUGUUGCAGCAGCAGCUCCUGAUAAGCGCUGAAGCAGCAAAGCGACAGGCACUUGCUGCCGUAGAUCGCGAGUCGAAGGAGACAGGUCGCGCGGUGGCAGCGGCAGAUGCAGUUGCUGAGGCUGAAGUGGCAACCGAAGCUUCUGGAACUGGUGCCGUGCUGCCGCCGCAAGGUACAUCUGAUGGAGCAGCUGCACCCGACCUCUGCGAGGGGUCGAUGGCAGAUGCUUCUAGUCCUAUCGCCUUGCCUUCAAGACCGCAGGUAGAGGGGCCCGAAUACCCGCACAAAGGCCAGCUGCACGAGCAGCAACAGCAACAGCAGCGUCGGCAACAAACAGCUGUAGGAAGCCCGUUGAGAUCGCCUUCCUGCCCACCUUUGGGCAUCAGCAGCAACUGUUUGUUUAACCCUUCUUCGCCUGCGUCGACGCAGGCUGGUGUUGCUGCUGAGCCUGCGGCUCCGUGGGCCCCAUUCGAGGUGCUUUUUCUGCGUCACGACGGAUACCUUGGGGCGGUGGGGGCUCUCGUGGCUCCCGGGCCAAACCUCACCUCUUCUCCUCCUUGA